Messenger RNA from Rhipicephalus sanguineus (brown dog tick), 1995 nucleotides. Its product is annotated as phospholipid scramblase 2. Bases 274 to 1329 code for a protein of 351 amino acids. Gene Ontology annotation, cellular component: plasma membrane. The transcript is spliced from 8 exons. NCBI's taxonomy places the organism in Eukaryota, Metazoa, Arthropoda, Arachnida, Ixodida, Ixodidae. Gene Ontology annotation, molecular function: phospholipid scramblase activity. The record is from RefSeq and is a predicted model, not a curated record. Gene Ontology annotation, biological process: plasma membrane phospholipid scrambling.
UUUCAGCCCUGUGCUUUCGCGCUACUACGCGUUGGCUUGGCCCUUGUUCUCGCUAGGCACGCCCUCCUCGCCGCCUACUUCACGCAACUUGCGUACCCGUGCUGCCCGUGCGCGACGUAUAUCUGAAUUGGUUUGUUUACAAUACGGGGCCGGUCGCUAGUGGCCUAGUGCAUAGUGGGCGUCCUACCAGUCCUACUAUCCGUCGAUUGCCAGGAAGGCGAGCAACCUGUCUUCUGCUACCACAGCUGAUCGCAUCAAGUUCCUGAUUACACCAUGAGCUACCCUCCCUAUGCUCCUGCUGAUGGUGGAGCCUACCCACCAGCUCAGGCCUACCCACCGCCUAAUGUGGGUUAUGCACCGCCUAGUCCAGGCUACCAUCAUGGUUACCCUGCUGACCAAGGUUACCCCCCGCCUACUCAAGCAUACCCGCCGCCUGCCCAAGGGUACCCACCACCUGCCCAAGGCUACCCUCCACCUAUGCAGGGUGGUUAUCCGCCAGCUAUGGGCUAUCCACCCCCACAGGGAGACGUUCAGUUCAUGCCAAUGGCUCCAGGGACACCUGUCACACAGCCACCAGUAAUGGGAGGUGGUGGUUACCCCCCUUCAGGCGGAGACAUGGCACCAAUGGGAGUGUCGCCUGGUAUUCCAAGCUGCCCGCCCGGUUUAGAAUACCUCACGACAAUAGAUCAACUGUUGGUGCACCAGAAAGUGGAAAUGCUGGAAGCAUUUCUCGGAUUUGAAACUCAGAACAAGUACACCAUUAAGAACAGCAUGGGCCAGAAGGUCUACAAAGCUGUGGAGGACACUGAUUGUUGCUCCCGAAACUGCUGCGGUCCUAACCGCCCCUUCGACAUCAAGUUCACUGACAAUGCUGGCAAUGAAGUGAUCCAUCUGCAGAGGGAUCUGCGCUGCAGCUCCUGCUGCUUUCCAUGCUGCCUGCAGAAGCUUGAAGUGUCAUCGCCUCCGUACACGCCCAUCGGGUAUGUGAUCCAAGAGUGGAGCAUCUGCAUACCCAAGUUCCGAGUUGAAAACGCAGAGCGGGAGACUGUGCUGAGGAUUGAGGGCCCCUUCUGUACCUGGAGCAUUUGUGGAGACGUCGAAUUCAAGGUGCUGUCAAAGGAUGGCGCUGUAGAAGUCGGCCGCAUCAGCAAGCAGUGGUCGGGGCUGCUGAAAGAGUCGUUCACCGACACGGACAAUUUUGGCAUCAGCUUUCCCAUGGACUUGGAUGUUAAAAUGAAGGCUGUCCUGCUUGGAGCACUUUUCCUUAUUGAUUACAUGUUCUUUGAGAAGGCCGGCAACAAGGAGAGCGACAGGCCUGGCAUGCUGUAGUACAACACUGGGACGCAGACGACGAUGGAAUUGCACGUCCUCCUCGCUUUUGCUGAAUACCACAUGUGGAGCGUGUCUUCGUGCCACCAUUUUGACCAUGUACUGUUAUCGUUCCUGUUUUUUGAAUCUCUCCCUUUUUUUUUAAACGUAUUUCCAAACUACGUUGAAAACGUUUUCGUUGCUCACAGUAUAGUAUAUUUGUUGUCUAGUCUAAAACACAAGCUGACCUUGCAUUUUCGUGCAUUUUUUGAGGGGGUGAUAAUUGUGGCUUUCGACAGCUGGGUGUUCUGCACAGAUUUACGUGCAGUGCGACAUUUCUGUUUGCAAUUUUGUUACUUUCAAAACUGUCGCAUUUUGAGGUAUACAUUUCUCCAUUCUUCCUAGGUUCAGUUACUUUUCACCUAUAACGCACACCUUCAUACUAAAUAUGAUGCAGUAGCAGAGUGUUCAGAUGCACAAGCUAGUCCAAUUACAGCGGUGUUGCGUGGCGUGUGACAUUUCUGUACAAUUCAAGCCAAAAAUGAAAGAUUAGCAAGCUUUGGGAAUGUUUGUUUUUAUGUACUUUGAAGCCAAGCUCGUAUUCUUUGCCUUAUCAUAGAUUUUGGGGCUCAGCAGUGUUGUGAAGUCUCCUUACCAAAGGUUGCUUGAGUUUGGAAUCAUACCAUG